AGCGCACUUUGUGCAGUAGGGUGCACUGAAGUGCAGGUGCGUCACUUUUUGCUGCAUUAAACAAAGAACGAAGUGUGCCUUCUUGUAAUAAAAGUCCCCUUCUAAAGAAAAUACCUGUAUCGGUGUGUUUAAGUGCCAUGGUCAAGGUAUAACUGUCUUUUAACCUUGUUGAAGGACAGCUGUAUUUACUGACGUAUGUAAAUGAAUAUAGGGGAGGUCCUUGGGCAAAAAAAAAAAAAAAACAGCAGUGAAUCAGUUUCACAUUGCAGCUCCGGAGUUCCUGCGUGGAAGGAAAAACGAGACGUGGCGAAAUCUGCUCCGCAAACCAUGCAGGAUGAUUUACUGAUGGACAAAAACAAAGCCCAGCCUCACCAUCAACACGAUCCGACGCAAGUAGACCCUCCUCCCUCCACGCCGACCCCGUCAUCGGAGCCCACUUCUUCUUCAUCCGAGCCGGAGAGCCCGUCGACCGGCAGCAGCCAGGCAGCGGCUUCAGCGCUGAGCGGCGGCGGCAGCAGCCAGGACAAAGUGCCGAUGGAGUCGCCCAUCCUGCCCGGGCUGAGCUUCCACCAGCAGCCGCAGGAGACCGGCGGACCGCUCUCCUCUCCUUCCUCCUCGUUCGGGAGCACCUGGUCCACGGGCACCACGAACGCCGUGGACGACAGCUUUUUCCAGGGAAUACCGUCGGUGAACGGGACGAUGCUUUUCCAGAACUUCCCCCACCACGUCAACCCGGUGUUCGGGGGGAACUUCUCCCCGCAGAUCGGCCUGCCUCCGCAGUCCCAGCAGCAUCAACAGCAAGCCCCCCAGCAGCAGCCGCAGCAGCCGCAGCAGCAGCCCCCCCAGCAGCGACGGUCCCCGGUCAGCCCCAGCCAGGGCCCUUUCCCCCCGAGAAACGCUUAUCAGGCCAUCAUGAACAACGGCAAGGGCCCGUCCGCGUCCUCCGCGUCCUCCGCGUCCUCGUCCGCUUGGAAUAAUCACCAGAACGCAGCGUGGACCUCCGCCUCCAACCCCUGGAGCGGGCUGCAGGCGGGCCGGGACCCGCGCAGGGCGGUGGGCGUCGCGGUGGGGGUCGGCGUCGGAGUGCCGUCACCCCUCAACCCCAUCUCCCCCAUGAAAAAACCCUAUUCCAGCAAUGUUAUCGCUCCCCCCAAGUUCCCGAGAGCCGGUCCCCUCACCCCCAAGCCCUGGAUGGAGGACAGCGCGUUCAGGACUGACAACAGCAACAACAUACUGCCUUUCCAGGACCGGAAUCGGCCCUUUGAUGCUUUUAGCUUGCACUCUUUGGAGAAUUCCUUAAUGGAUAUGAUAAGGACUGACCAUGACAAAGGUAAACCACACCCUGCCGGUGGCCCCCCAAUGACUAUCGCUGAUAUUAUAUGGAGGAAUCAUUUUGCAGGACGUAUGGGCCUCAAUUUUCAUCAUCCUGGAGCAGACCACAUCAUGCCACUGAACACCCGGAGCUAUGGCCGCAGAAGAGGUCGUUCCUGCCUUUUCCCCUUUGAGGACGGCUUCCUCGACGACGGCCACGGCGACCCCUCCUUGACCCCGGGCCUGAACUCGCCCACCCGCUGUCAGAACGGAGAGAGGAUGGAGCGCUACUCCCGGAAGGUCUUCGUCGGAGGCCUUCCCCCGGACAUCGAUGAAGACGAGAUCACCAACAGUUUCCGGCGCUACGGGCACCUGGUGGUGGACUGGCCCCACAAAGCCGAGAGCAAGUCCUACUUCCCACCUAAAGGCUACGCCUUCCUGCUGUUCCAGGAGGAGACUUCUGUUCAGGCCCUGAUAGACGCCUGCAUAGAGGAGGAUGGCAAACUCUACCUGUGUGUAUCGAGUCCCACCAUCAAAGACAAACCGGUCCAGAUCCGUCCCUGGAACCUGAGCGACAGUGACUUCGUCAUGGAUGGCUCCCAGCCUCUGGAUCCCCGCAAGACCAUCUUCGUUGGGGGGGUACCGCGGCCCCUACGCGCAGUGGAGCUGGCUAUGAUCAUGGACCGGCUGUACGGAGGCGUCUGCUACGCCGGCAUCGACACCGACCCGGAGCUGAAAUACCCGAAGGGGGCCGGCCGCGUGGCUUUCUCCAAUCAGCAGAGCUACAUCGCUGCCAUCAGCGCUCGCUUCGUUCAGCUGCAGCACAAUGACAUCGACAAAAGGGUGGAGGUGAAGCCGUACGUCCUGGACGACCAGAUGUGCGACGAGUGCCAGGGGGCGCGCUGCGGGGGGAAGUUCGCACCCUUCUUCUGUGCCAACGUCACCUGCCUGCAGUACUACUGCGAGUACUGCUGGGCCAGCAUCCACUCGCGGGCCGGCCGGGAGUUUCACAAGCCACUGGUGAAGGAGGGGGGCGACCGCCCUCGACACGUGUCCUUCCGCUGGAGCUGAGGCAUGGGGGGGUGGGAUUUUCAAAUAGGCCCCGUCCCUCUCCACUGCAGCAAGCCACCCUCCCCACCCAAACACGCCCAGAUCUGGAAGAAAACAACAACAACAACAACAACAACAACAACAAAAAAGCCUUGGAAUAGCACUGCAAACCCGCCCUGCUCCCCAUCACACACCUCUACGGGAAAGUAGCAACCUAACAGGACCUUGUUCAUACGACGCAGCGCUGAACUCAUCCUCUAGGACCCCCCCUCAUAAAGCUCGGUGGGGGAAUCAGCUUAGAAUUUGCACUUUGGCACAAAAUUUCACUUAACACACACACACACACACACACACACACACACACACACACACACACAGGAUCAUGUAUUUAACACCUGGCUACUUUCAGGUCCAUGUUCAGUCGACCGGUGGUGAGAUGAACCCCUCUACACACACACGUACUCUCAGACACACACACACACUGAGUCGGAGGUGGGACCAGACGAUUAUUUAAAAAAGAAAAAAGUAUAUAUUUUUUGUUUUGUACCUAUCUAUACAUAUAUAGAUAAUUUAAAUUUUAUGUAAAAAGGAGCAUGCACUUAUUUUCAGCAGCUGUAAUUAAAUUGCCCCUAGUAGAGAAAAAAAAAAAAUUACCAAAGGAAAAUUAAAUUAAUGCAUACAGAUAAAAAAAAAAAAAAAAAAGGUGGCAAAAGAUGUAGCAAGAUUAACCAACUAUCCAGUAGUGAGGGCUCUUCUCGCCUCCCAGAGUAAAAACAGCAGGUGUAUUCAGUCUCGAUCCUGACUCUGGAAAAGAUUACCUCAUACACGCAAUCAGAUUAGUUUGCUUUGGAUUUCUAGGUCUUUAUUUUUGUAAUAACAUAAUUUUUUUAGUGUUAUGUAAAUGUAAUGCUGCAAUAGCUUUGCUGCUAAGAAAUCCGUGGUAUAAACAGAUACCAUACCUACUUUAUUCAGGCUGGGCUGUGAAAAUAAGAAACAACAGACAGGCACCUGGGUUAGUGUGCGAGGUGGAGGUGGAGGGGGUGGGGGCGCCUCCCCCCAGGCCAGGAUGAUGGGCGAAGGGCGGGGGGGAUUUGGGAUUGGCCCGAACUGCAUGUUUCUUUCAAUCAGGUUGCUGCAUGCAAUAGACUCUUCGAUACCAUGUCUACUAUUCGAUUCUGCCCAUGUUUGCACAACACAACUUAUAGACGUACGUUUGACUCGCACGAGACUGGACAAGAGGAAUCAUGGCAACCCUCGCCCCCCCCCCCCCUCUCCAUCCACCACCCCGCCCCACCCGCCUCGCCCAUCCUCAAAGCCUGCGUCGCCCGGAGGCGUCGCAGAGAGGGGCUUCCCGCACAAGACGACAUGAAGGGAGGGGCGCCGGGGGCAAGAGAAAAAAAAAUCAAAAAACAGGAAAAAAAAAAAACAAACAAUAAUCA
Salarias fasciatus (jewelled blenny) is the source of this 3800-nucleotide messenger RNA. RefSeq names its product cytoplasmic polyadenylation element binding protein 3 (gene cpeb3). The transcript is spliced from 11 exons. The record is from RefSeq and is a predicted model, not a curated record. Gene Ontology annotation, biological process: negative regulation of cytoplasmic translation. The coding region runs from base 202 to 2382 and encodes 726 amino acids. Gene Ontology annotation, molecular function: mRNA regulatory element binding translation repressor activity; ribosome binding; mRNA 3'-UTR binding. Lineage: Eukaryota; Metazoa; Chordata; Actinopteri; Blenniiformes; Blenniidae. Gene Ontology annotation, cellular component: cytoplasm; synapse; neuron projection.